Pistacia vera is the source of this 901-nucleotide messenger RNA. RefSeq lists its product as uncharacterized. NCBI's taxonomy places the organism in Eukaryota, Viridiplantae, Streptophyta, Magnoliopsida, Sapindales, Anacardiaceae. Bases 65 to 649 code for a protein of 194 amino acids. The transcript is spliced from 4 exons. The record is from RefSeq and is a predicted model, not a curated record.
ACCCGAUUAGCUUGCUCUGUUAUAAAAACUUCACAUAAAACAAGAGCAAAAUUUGUCGCUUCAAAUGGAAGCUAAAAGAAAGAGAAAAGCUCUCGCGGAUUGCACCAAUACAAUUCCUCCUCCUUCUUCCAUUAAGAAACCCUCUUUCUCUUCUGCUAUCAAAAAAGUACUCAGUGAGCCCAAGGACAAAUCCGUAAUUCAAUCCAAGUCCAAGUCGGCUGUCGGCGCCAACGCCGCUGAUGAGAACCACAGCGAAACUGGAACCAAAACUCCUAGCUCCUCUUCUGUUGCUUCUACGCCAGUGAAAUCUUCGAGUGUUUCUGGUGCAGGUGAUGAGAGUCGGGUUGUUGAGCCGUGUUCGGUUUAUAGUAGAAGAAGAACCGCAGAAAAAAGGAAGUAUAAAGGCAAGGAAGUAGCUCUGCCUUUCGACGGCUCUCAUGCAGUUAGUUUAAAUACCGAUAUAGUCAAAAGCAAGGAAGAUGGAAAGACUUUUCCAUCCAAGUCAUCUAUUAAGCAUCGUAAAAAGAAGAAGGAAGAUGAUUCCCUGCAUACCAUGUCUCAAGACUUUAUUGAGAAGCAGAGAGCUUACUUUGCAGAGAUUGAUGCAUUCAAACUGUCAGAAGAGGAGGCGUCCGAUCAGUCGGAAUAGAUAGGAAAUGUAAAAUUUAUGCUGCGUUCAAGGCAUUCUAACUCAUCAAAUAGUAACUGUAUAGUUAGAACAGUUUUAUAUAUGUUGUAAUAACCACUAUGUUAACCACGAUGUAAGUUCCUUAAAUCUUUUUGUAGGAAACAAUUAUACGCAGUUGUAAUUCUGGAUAGUACUUGAGAAACAGGCUCUGUGAAAGCAGUAUCAAGGGUUUUUCAGAGAAAGACUUGAAAUGAUAUCACAAAUUUUUUUAAU